GGAGUCGGUGGCUGGGCGGGUCACAGGCGGCUGACUCGGCCGCGGAGCGGGAGCGCGCUCGCCAUGUUCUGCGAAAAAGCCAUAGAGCUGGUCCGCGAGCUACACCGCGCGCCCGAAGGCCAGCUGCCCGCUUUCAACGAGGAUGGACUCAGGCAAGUUUUGGAGGAGAUGAAAGCUCUAUAUGAACAAAACCAGUCUGAUGUGAAUGAAGCAAAAUCAGGUGCACGAAGUGAUCUGAUACCAACCAUCAAAUUUCGACACCAUUCGUUGUUAAGAAACCGACGCUGCACUGUAGCAUACUUGUAUGACCGAUUGCUCCGUAUUAGAGCUCUUAGGUGGGAAUACGGCAGUGUCUUGCCAAGUGCAUUGCGAUUUCACAUGUCUUCUGAUGAAAUGGAGUGGUUCAAUCGUUAUAAGAAGUCCCUUGCUACUUAUAUGCGGUCAUUGGGAGGAGAUGAAGGUUUGGACAUUACACAGGAUAUGAAACCUCCAAAAAGCUUAUAUAUUGAAGUGCGAUGUCUGAAAGACUACGGAGAAUUUGAAAUUGAUGAUGGUACUUCAGUCUUACUGAAAAAAAAUAGCCAGCACUUUUUGCCUCGGUGGAAGUGUGAACAGCUGAUUAGACAAGGCGUUCUGGAGCACAUCCUGUCGUGACCUCAUCCCCCACGCUGGGGACCGUAGGAAGCAGGGCAGAACCCUCGGAACAUCUUCCCUCGCCAAGGCCCAGCCCCUUUGCCUUGAAAAGCACAGGCAUGUUUGAAGAUAGCUCAUGUGUGUGAUUGAGUAAUAGUUUAUAUUUCUAUUUUAUAGGUUCAUCCCUCUUUUUUGUAAUAAGCCAUAUUCAUAUCCUAGCAGUAGCUAAAUGUGUUUUUUUAAAUUAAAGGAAACAUAAUAUUUCUCUUCCUUUUUUCCUUCUUAGAAUUUUAAACAUCAUUAUGUAUGAUGAUUUGGUCACAUUCUAAUAUAUAGAAACCCAUUCCUUUUCCACCUUGAUUUUAUUCUUUAGAACUUUGAGAAAAAUAUUGACUGUUGGUAACACCUUACCUUUUCCGAUCUUCAUUGUAAUGCCUUGGUUUUUCUGACUCAAUCUUUCUAUCUUCCUUAGAAAAAAUACCAAAAUCUGUGCCCUCCUUCAGU
Messenger RNA from Sorex fumeus (smoky shrew), 1137 nucleotides. It is a transcript of the gene GINS1, whose product is annotated as GINS complex subunit 1. The transcript has 7 exons. The record is from RefSeq and is a predicted model, not a curated record. Lineage: Eukaryota; Metazoa; Chordata; Mammalia; Eulipotyphla; Soricidae. The coding region runs from base 64 to 654 and encodes 196 amino acids. Gene Ontology annotation, cellular component: GINS complex. Gene Ontology annotation, biological process: DNA replication; DNA strand elongation involved in mitotic DNA replication.